AAAUACACGUUCAAGGAUGUCCGGAGCUCAUUCAACCCGCCAGCUCCGCCGACGAGAAAGGGCCGGUGCCGGAGCCUAGGAGCCGCACCAUGAGGUUUCCCCAGGGCUGUGCCUGUGACCAUGAUCGUAACCGCGCCGCCCGCCGCCGCCAGACCUUCCUCCGCGCCGUCCUGCAGCUGCUGCUGCUCCUAUUGCUGCCGCGGGCAGCCGCCGCGCCGCUGCCUGCAGCCAACUCCUCGGGGGAGGCAGAGCUGGAGGAGGCGGCGGGGCGGCGGGCGGCGCUGCCCGACUGCGAGCGGCUGGCGCGGCUGCUGCACGCCCGGGCCGCACAGCUACAGGAGGAGAUGUGCGAGAAGUUUACCGUCUGCGAGAAUAGCAUGGAAAUGCUCAUCCAGAACAAUCUCAACCUCCCCAAGGUGACAGAGGAGGACGGGUGUCUGCUCACCGGCUUCAAUGAGGAUAAAUGCCUGAGGAAAAUCUCCAGUGGGCUUUAUACAUUUCAGACAUAUCUUCAAUUCAUACAAGAAACUUUUACUAGUGAAAAGCAGAACAUAGAAUCACUGUGCUAUGCUACAGAGCACCUGGCACAUACCAUAAAACAGAUGGUGAUCAAUCCCGAAGAAAUUAUCAUCCCGGACUCAGCUACCCAGGAAUCCCUCCAGGCAAAGCUGAAGUCUGAUAAGACCUGGAUAGAGAAAAUCACCACCCACCUCAUCCUCCGAGACUUUACUUCAUUUAUGGAGAAAACAGUGAGGGCUGUUCGCUAUUUGAAAAACACCAGGAGUUUCAGCGUCUGA
Molecule: messenger RNA, 797 nt
Organism: Pezoporus flaviventris
Lineage: Eukaryota; Metazoa; Chordata; Aves; Psittaciformes; Psittacidae
Gene: IL6
Product: interleukin 6
Exons: 4
Coding region: 90-797 (235 amino acids)
Biological process (GO): positive regulation of cell population proliferation; T-helper 17 cell lineage commitment; immune response
Cellular component (GO): extracellular region
Molecular function (GO): growth factor activity; interleukin-6 receptor binding; cytokine activity
Source: RefSeq, a predicted model, not a curated record